GCCAGAUCUAUCUUCAGUCCCCAUGACAUAGAGUUGUUAAAAGAUUACGCGCUCACAAAGUUGCUAUAAAAUGAAAGAAUACAAAAGCAACUCAUUCAGUUAUACACAGUGCAGCUUGGCUGUGGAUCGGCGCUUAAAUCGCGGGAAAUUUUCUUGCUUAGGAAAAUCGUGUUUGGUAGUGUCGUAACUUUGACAGAUAAUAUCCACACUACAAAUUCUUGCUACGAUGCCAAGAGCCUUUCUGCUAAAGAGAAAUUUCGAUGACGGCAAUUAUUUCGGCGAGAGAAAACUUUCUUCCGUUCAGUACGGUUAGUUUUUUGUUUCCUUUUGAAUCAAAAUCUUUUAUAAGUAUUUGUUAGAGUGCCUUAAUUCGAAAUGUCUCAAAAUAAAAGCGUCUCUAUGUAAACACGCCAGACAGCCACUUUCGUGUUGUAGCCGUGUGUUCAUUUUAAGAUUUUAACUGAAGUAUCAUUUAUGUUGUAUUUUUAAUUCACAGAGGAGGAGAAAGCCGCUAGUGAGGAUUAUUCAGAUGUCAGGCGAAGCAAGAGGCCGGCAAAAAUAAAGAAGGAAAAGGAAGUUGAAUUUUUCGGUACGUUUCAAAAGAAAAAGAAAUCAUCUUACCCAGCCGAUGUCCGAAUUGAUGGGCGAGUGAAUGAUAUUGGAAAGAUUCUAAGGUUUGCAAAUGGUUUCAUUAAUAAUGGAAAGAAAAUGUCGGGCCAAAAUGCUCAAAAAAGCAAUCUUCAGGAAAUCUCUUGUUAUGCCGGGCAAGGAAUUUUUCGAGAAAAUGAAGCACUGGAGGAGAAAACCAACGCAUUCGCCAAAGACUUCAACAAGAACAUUGACUCGUCCUCAGACGAAGCCAAGCGGGUGUCGGGUUCAGCGCUCAAAAAAAGUUCCCAUGUGAAUAAAGCAAAUGAACUAAAUGAUACAGGCGCUAAGAGUCGCUCAGACAAGGCCAUCCAUAAAUGCAAUCAGUGUGGCAAAAUUUUUAAGACCAAAUACACCUUGUCCAUUCACUUAAAAAUGCCAGAUCAUACUCAGAGUCGGCCAUUUGUUUGCAACGUUUGCGGAAAAGGUUUCCGUCUGUCCAGCACCUUGUGCAGGCACAAGAUCAUUCACACAGAGAAAAAACCGCACAAAUGCGAUGAGUGUGGAAAGAGUUUUAACCGUUCUUCCACACUUAAGACUCAUCUCCGAACACACAGCGACAAGAAGGCCUUCAUCUGCGACAUUUGCGGGAAAGGAUUUCAUCAAAAGGGAAAUUUGCGAAACCAUAUUAUGAUUCACACGGGAGAGAAGCCAUUUCGAUGCAACCAGUGUAAUCGCGCUUUCAACAAGAUGUCUAAUCUAAAGUUUCAUAUGCAUACCCAUUCUGACAACUUGCCUUACCACUGUCGAACCUGUAGAAAGCGAUUUUCAAAAAAGAUUGAUUUAAAAGAGCACGUUGAAGAAGCUCACUAAGAACAUUUAGGAGAGGAAACACAUGAACUUUUUCCAGACUUUAUUAAACGCGAUUCCGCGAAAGCUUAAAAUCUUUAAGGUUUUUUUAGGUAAUUGCUUCGUAAUUUUAACUCGCGCGAGGGAGAAUGCGUGUAGCAAUUUGUAAAAAAAUUAAAUAUUUGCACUUCAUCUUAACAAGAUCAGCAGUAAUUAUUGAAACUUAGAGAGUGACAGGCUAAAACUGAGUUUACCAACCCUGUCAAUGCUGACUUGAAUUGCAAAAGAUUCGCUUGUAUAGAAAUUCAAACCAAUUGCUCAAACUUCGUCCAAAUUUUUUCCUUUGUUGUCCUUUUUAUAUUACUUAAGCACAAUUUUAAUAGCGACGAAAGCGAAGAUUUCGCGUGAAGAAAUAAUAUCUACUCAUACGAAGGGUAGUAGCUAUAACCAGGCAAUAUAAGUGAAAUUUUUAACAAUGUUUUCACACCUAAUUUUGUUAACAUUAUCAGUAAUGGCAUAACAUGUACAUUG
Messenger RNA from Pocillopora meandrina, 1968 nucleotides. The record is from the annotation of a GenBank genome assembly. NCBI's taxonomy places the organism in Eukaryota, Metazoa, Cnidaria, Anthozoa, Scleractinia, Pocilloporidae.